Molecule: messenger RNA, 380 nt
Organism: Aspergillus welwitschiae
Lineage: Eukaryota; Fungi; Ascomycota; Eurotiomycetes; Eurotiales; Aspergillaceae
Exons: 1
Coding region: 7-306 (99 amino acids)
Source: RefSeq, a predicted model, not a curated record
AGUUCAAUGAGCUCGUCAACCUCGGCAAGAAGAUUACGGACUACGACGCGCAGGACGAAGACGAAGAGAUGGGCGAAGGAUUGGAAGGUGAAGGCGAAGGUGAAUUGGAUGAGCGCCAAGGUGUUGCCGUUGUUUUCGACGAGGAGGAUGAGGACGACGAGCGCAUGGGCACUGUGGACGAGAUACGCGAUGACGAUGAACUGUCAGAGGAUGAAGAGGCCGAUCAACAAGAAGCUACUGGAAUCGACGAGACAACCACUGAGAAGGCAGAUCUUGAAGGCCUCGAGGAGGCCGAAGAGAUGGUAAUAGAUGGUGGCGUGGGCCGGGAUGCAGAUCGACGAGACAAGGGAUCAACGAUACCUGCCCGGGAGAUUGAUGCC